Molecule: messenger RNA, 1710 nt
Organism: Knipowitschia caucasica
Lineage: Eukaryota; Metazoa; Chordata; Actinopteri; Gobiiformes; Gobiidae
Source: the annotation of a GenBank genome assembly
AUGCGCCGCUUCCAGGACUGUUAUGAGGAUGCCUACGAACGGAUCCCAGCGGCGUGUCAGAUGGACCUCCACACGGCCAUCCAGGAGACUCAGUGUGCCCUCAACCUGGUCCUCAACAACAAGUUCUCUGAGGCCCUGGACCUGCUCAGACCAUGGUGGAAGAACAGCAUGUACCACGCUCUGGGCUACAGCAGUAUCCUGGUGAUGCAGGCCACAAUGACCUUUGACCAGAGAGACAUCCAGACGGCCAUGAGCACCAUCAAGGAGGCCCUGACCACCUGCCAACGAUUCAGAAGAAGAAACUCGAUGGUGGGCUCUCUGCUGAACAAACAGUCCACUAUGCAGGAAGAGGAGAUGCAUGCAGAGCUGUGUUACGCCGAGUGUCUGCUGCAGAAGGCCACGCUGACGUUUGUGCAGGAUGAAAACAUGAUCAGCUUCAUCAAAGGAGGCAUCAAGAUCCGAACCAGCUACCAGAUCUACAAAGAUUGUCAGAACGUGUUGAAUGCCAAUCAGGAAGUGGACGGCCAAUCAAACGCCUUCAGGCAGUUUGAGGGCGGAGUCAAACUGGGCGUGGGCUCCUUCAACCUGAUGCUCUCUCUUCUGCCUCAGAGGAUUCUUCGUCUGCUCGAGUUCAUUGGUUUCUCUGGAAACAGGAGUUUUGGUUUGUCUCAGCUCAGAGAAGGAGCCUCCAACCACAGCCUGCGCUCCAUCCUCUGCUCCCUCACUCUGCUCUUCUACAACACCUACGUCUCCCUCAUCCUGGGUACAGGGGAGGGGAACCUGGAGGAGGCCGAGGCUCUGCUGGAGCCGUACAGACACAAGUAUCCAAAGGGCUCCAUCAUCCUCUUCUACUCCGCCCGGAUCUGCACUCUGAGGGGGCAGCUGGAGAAGGCCGUGUGUCGGUUCGAGGAGUGUGUGCGCUCUCAGAACGAGUGGAGACAGAUCCAUCACUUGUGUUACUGGGAACUGAUGUGGACUCACUCCUUCCAGCAGCAGUGGGAGGAGGCCUACCACUACGCACAGCUGCUGUGUGUGGAGAGCCGCUGGUCCAAGGCGAUCUACGUUUACCAGAAAGCAGCGAUCCUCAGUAUGAUGACGGAGGAGCAGGUGAAGAAGACCGGGGAGAACGUCGUAGAACUUUUCAGGCAGGUGGAGGGCCUAAAGCAGCGUCUUGCUGGUAAGUCUAUUCCCACAGAGAAGUUUGCUGUGAGGAAGUCCAGAAGAUACAAGUCCUCGUCCCCGGUCCCACUGGUCCUACCAGCAUUGGAGAUGAUGUACGUGUGGAACGGCUUCACCAUCGUCGGCAAGAGACCGGACUUUACUGAGGCUCUGCUGGUUACCAUCGAGACGGCAGAGACCCAGCUCCGAGAAGACCCCAACCCCUCAGAGUUCCAUCCUGAUGACAGUUGUCUGGUGCAGAUGUUGAAGGGUCUGUGCCUCAAACAUCUGGGACGUCCUCUGCAGGCGGAGCUCUGCUUCACCCAGGUGCUCUCCAGUGAGCGUACAAUCCGGUAUGACCACUUCCUGGUUCCCUUCACUCUGUACGAGCUCGGCCUCUUGUACAAACAACAGGGAGACUACAGCCGCGCUGCUGCCUUCAUCGAGAACGCCAAGACAAACUACAAAGAUUACUCCAUGGAGUCCAGGCUUCACUUCAGGAUCCACGCUGCUCUGAACAGCCUCAGAGGCUCUCCUGUCAGCACCCCAUAG